Striga hermonthica is the source of this 675-nucleotide messenger RNA. NCBI's taxonomy places the organism in Eukaryota, Viridiplantae, Streptophyta, Magnoliopsida, Lamiales, Orobanchaceae. The record is from the annotation of a GenBank genome assembly.
AUGGUCGACGUCAGGACUAGCCCGGCACGUACCUGGGAGGUCGGAGUUGGCAUAACAGUAAGCUUGGCCCAUAGCUUGAUCUCGGCCAUAACGACGGGAAAGAGUGCGGAGGGCGGCAGUCCAGAAAGCCUCGGCAGUUCAGGAUUUUCCGCUGUGAAAACGAAUGGUGGAUGGCCGGCGGCGGAGGUUUGCGUUGAUGAAGAAUCUGCACCUGCUCAGCAGCUUACAGUGGUUGCCUUUGUUUCUGGAUUCGAUGAGCUGGACCUCAAGAUCGUGCGGAAAAAACGCUCAAAGACAAUCUGCAUUUCAGACGGCAAGAAACUGAAGUCCAGUGAGGAUGGAUCCCCUCCCUCAUCGUCUGAGAGUGUUUCUGGAAUAACCACUGUUGAGGCCUCCUGCUUGUCCAGCUCGUCUAGUUCCCAAAGCUUUUCCAGUCAAACUAAUGCUGAUGAUAAGCCGAGGAGAUCAGUCAUUGCAGGGCAUCUUGGCCGGACAGCUGCUGCCAUUCUCGGGGUUCUGUCCAAAGAGAGUGCUUCUGAGGUUAAGAUCCGUCAUUUGAUUGGUGAUAGUCCUUCUACAAGCAAAGCCCUGAGGAUGUUGCUUAAGCUACAGGAGGUGAAGCGAUAUGGAGCUGGAGGACGUACCGACCCUUAUAUUUACACGAAAGCAAAUUAA